Molecule: messenger RNA, 1357 nt
Organism: Symsagittifera roscoffensis
Lineage: Eukaryota; Metazoa; Xenacoelomorpha; Acoela; Convolutidae
Product: calcium uniporter protein, mitochondrial-like
Exons: 8
Coding region: 31-969 (312 amino acids)
Biological process (GO): calcium import into the mitochondrion; mitochondrial calcium ion homeostasis
Cellular component (GO): mitochondrial inner membrane; uniplex complex
Molecular function (GO): uniporter activity; calcium channel activity
Source: RefSeq, a predicted model, not a curated record
UUAAAUAGUGUACGAUGCAAUCAGCUUGAAAUGGCUCUUAAGUUAAGAAAGCUAGCGCAAAACCAGCAGAAGCUGUUCUUUCGACUGUUUUCCAAGACGCAUUCAGAAGCUGGUCAUCCCGAAAUAUCUGUGGAACGAGGAAUGCCGGUUCUGACUAUCCCACUCCCCUCGAGGAGAGAAAAAUGCCAGUUUACUCUUAGACCGAUUGGUGCAACUGUUGGUGACCUUUUAGACGAUAUCUCAAAAGAGGACGGGGGAAUCGACAGAGCUGCUGUUUUUACAACAAAUGACGUAAGAGUUUCCAAAUCAACAAAAUUGGGUGAUCUGCUGAUGAAUGACUUCAAACUAGUGAUUAAUUCGGACAGUUUCACAAUUCCGGCGACUAGACAUGGCGCUUUUGAUUCGGAGCAUUCGACUGAACUUGACAAUACCAAGAGUCUAAUCUACACGCUGUACACUAGUUUAAAUGCAGAAGAGCAUGCUCUUGAGAAAGAGAAGAGGUUGAUCACAGAUCUGGAACAGCUCCGCCUAGAAAUAGCUCCCCUUGAAAAGUUGAAGGAAGAACUGAUUAAGAGCGCAGAGAGAAGAAGUGCUGUUGUGAUGUGGGUAGGCGGUGCCUGGAUGGCGUUCCAGUUCGGCCUGUUCGCCAGACUGACCUGGUGGGAGUACAGCUGGGACAUAAUGGAGCCAGUGACCUACUUCGCUGGCUACUUCACGGCAAUGGUGGCCUACGGAUAUUACCUCAUAACCCGACAGGAGUACAUUCUUCCAGACGUGAAGAACCGUUCGUUCCUCAUCAGUUUCUACAAAGGAUCGAAGAAGAAGCAGUUUGACGUGACCAAGUACAAUGACCUGCGAGAUCAAAUAGCCCAGAUUGAGCUGGACCUGAAGCGUCUCAGGGACCCUCUGGCUCUUCACUUGCCCAUCCUUCCUCCCAAAACUCCAGAUGAAGUGGGCCCACGUGAAUAAUCUAGCAGGGUGUCAUAUGAAAACUUUGACGAUACCGAAACUUCUGGCCCGCUGAUUGCUUGUUGUCGAAUUGUCGUCAAAGAAGCUCUGAAAUUGCAGAUAUUAAUGUUGAUAGUCCCAACUACGCGUUAGAUGUCUAUCUUUUUUUAUUUUUCAUUUAAAGUGAAAGGCGUUACUAGAUUUGCUUUAUAAGCUUAUGUUACAAAAUAGAUAAUUGACUGCAAGUGUAAAUUCUUAACUUUCACAUUUUUGUCGAAUUGCAGACACAGAUGCAGUUAAAAACGUGCCACAGAAUGUGAAUUUUGCAGACUUAAAUAAUUAACGCUAAUUAGAUGUGCCUUUACUGAUAAUAUCGUAAAAAGUUUUGAACGAAUUUAUUCAAAUUAUA